Ochlerotatus camptorhynchus is the source of this 2042-nucleotide messenger RNA. RefSeq lists its product as uncharacterized. The coding region runs from base 351 to 2042 and encodes 563 amino acids. The record is from RefSeq and is a predicted model, not a curated record. NCBI's taxonomy places the organism in Eukaryota, Metazoa, Arthropoda, Insecta, Diptera, Culicidae. The transcript is spliced from 3 exons.
UUAAAAGUUGUUUAAAUUUUUUUUGUAGGAAAUACUGUAAACUAUGACCAUAUUGUGAGAGGAUAUAAGAACUUGCAGUGAAUAAAUUUCACUUGUGAUUGGACACCGAGCUAUUAAGACUUAUCUAUGCUAUGGCUGAGAUAGUGUGAAAGCCAAGCACUUGUUAGGACACAACGGCCAAGGAUCUUGAGUAAACAUUUUGAAAUCAUAAAUCAUACAACAUAGCUGAACUGGACAGCGUAAAAUGCAUAUUUAAACAGAGGUUGCUCAAAUGUCAAUCAACAUGAAACAAGCAUCCAAUCCAUGAAAGAUGUUCAGUAGAAGCUGCCAGUGCAAAUUUUAAAAACGUUAUGUACGCUAACGGUUACAAAUAUUGGCUGGCCUACAAGAAAGGCACUUCAGGUUACUAUCGUUGCUGUCGUUACAAGGUCAACUGCCCCGGUCGGUGCGUGGUCGACGAGGACGGCGUCGUACGGAAUACUACAGCACACAACCACCAACCGGAGGCGGACCGCGUUAUAGUGGACCGUUUCCGGAAAGUGUUGACCCAGCGAGCGGCCGCCGAAGGUACAGAUCUGCACGUUAUUUAUCUGGAAGAGGCAACCAACCGACAUGCGGAUGCUUCUCUACUGUAUACAUUCUCCCAGGCGGAGUCAUGUAUGAGAAAAGCACGCCGAAAGAUGCAUCCGCAGGAGCCUGGUAGUAUGGCUGAGUUGAAAGAAAUUUUGGAGAGUUCGGAUUGGUUCCGGAUACACUGUGGUAGCCAUAGGGACCAGUUCUAUCAAACUACCGUCAGUUCGGAGGAUGCUACGAGUUUGGUGCUGUGGCACAGACGAACUUUGGAUGCGAUGGGGAGAAUUGAUGACUUGUAUCUAGAUUGUAGUUUGCAGAAUUCUGCUGGAGGAUCUUCUAAGUACCAUGUUUUAGUAGGUUUGACUACUCAUCGAAACAGUUGCGUUCCGGCCAUCUAUUGUAUCAUGACGGAACGAAGCUACGCAGGAUUUGCAGCCAUAUUUGCAUACGUCAGGGAACAGUUGGGUGUACAGAUCAUUCCAGCUACGAUAUCAACCGAACCUGACCAUAUAAUUCAAAGUGCUUUGGAAAUAAGCUUUCCGGAAGCUACCGUCAAGGUUUACUGGCAUCACUACACGGCAGCGGUGUUGGAACAGAUGCGACAGCUUGGUCUGGGUCGUGAAACUACCAAAGGACAUGCAUGCAGUGCGUUGAGGAUGCUGCUGGUACUACCGCUUCUUCCUGACAACUAUAUGAAUCAUGGACUGGAGGCGUUGAGGAAAUGGAUGAAGGAGAAAGAGGUGCUGACCGAAAACUUCGCCAUUCUUUGCGACUUCGUUCAAUACUCGUGGUUGAAUUCCGUUGGAGCUAAGCGAUUAUCAAUAUUCGGCCAAAUACAGUGUACCUCAAACCUGGUAAAAACAUUCCUCCGGGAACUUCGCAACCAAAGUGGUCUACAGAGAUGCUCAAUUUGGCAAAUGUUGGAAACAUUGGCGCAACUGGCGACUAAACAGUUUGUUAAACUAUCCAAGAAAACCAAGCGACCGGCGAGAGAUCAGCCCGAGAAAACAAAAAGCAAAAUUCAGCUGCUACAGGAAACGGUAAUCAGUCAAGCAACGCAGCAGUGGAUUAGAACACCCGUUCAUCUCAGGAAUCCCCUACAAUUUCUUCAGUUGUGCAGUCAUUGCAUCAAUGACGCUAUGAUUAUGGAAUCGUUUCCCAAUAUAAAGAACGAUGAGCAGUACUCCUAUAGUAAUAAUAUAUCCUUAAACGUGCCGGCGGUACCUCAAACAUGUUUUCAAGAGUCACCUAUAUUGACUGGCACAACUCAACAAACUGGCAACGUCUUACCACCGCCAGUGGAUCCACCACCGUUGGCAUUUUUCCCCAAAAUCAGGCAAGCUGAAACAAAUCGGAUUGCUGCUCAAUUCUGUUACGGCCAGACGGAACCUCCGCCACUGGUGCCCUUCACUACCAGCAGCAAAGAGCUACAGAUGCAAAGCGGUAAAAGAGUAUAUGAACCUCCGUGA